This is a messenger RNA of Mus pahari (shrew mouse), 6902 nucleotides long. RefSeq names its product glutamate metabotropic receptor 3 (gene Grm3). The coding region runs from base 1112 to 3751 and encodes 879 amino acids. Gene Ontology annotation, cellular component: membrane. The transcript has 6 exons. Gene Ontology annotation, molecular function: group II metabotropic glutamate receptor activity. The record is from RefSeq and is a predicted model, not a curated record. NCBI's taxonomy places the organism in Eukaryota, Metazoa, Chordata, Mammalia, Rodentia, Muridae. Gene Ontology annotation, biological process: G protein-coupled glutamate receptor signaling pathway; regulation of synaptic transmission, glutamatergic.
GUGCAGUUGAACCGCGUGUGGGGCAAAGCUGCGUAUUGGCCUCCUGGGUUCAUUCGCUCACACUGCUCCUUCUUUCGCCGCUGUCUCCUCCAAGUGUAGUCAGCCUUUUACACAGGGACCACAGGACAGUUCUUACUAGGAAUGACUGUCGGUCCCUGCCCACCCGCGUGCCAUGAGCCUUAGCAGAGCUUCAAAGUUGGAGCCACCUCCCACUCUACCUCCCCACGCCCCUUCACGCCACUGCUCCGAAAUUUACCAACCUUUGCAUGCAUUGCCUAAGGGCUGCAAACCUUAGGGCAGAGAGCUCUCAACCCCGCCAGGCUUUCUGUAUUGUAACCUCUGGGUCUAGGUACAGUAGCUCACUGAAGACUCUGCAGCUACACCCCUAUAAACGGAGGGAAGAAGGGGGAAGGGAAAGGAGGAGAGAGGAAAGGAGAAAGAGAAUGAGGAGGAGAGGAUGUCAGAAGGUCCGUGCCUCUCUGCCUGAGUCCCAAUUAGAUGCGACUGUUUCAGCCUGGCCAAGGUGAAGGAAAGUUGCUUGUGAGCCCAGGAAGUGGGUUUGGCUGCAAAGAGGAGGAGGGCGCCUGGGCUCUAAAGCUCCCCUCCCUUCUGCUGAAGACCACUGGGUCCCCUUCUUCCCAACCUCCUCCUGCUCUUCUCCUCUAGCCCUCCCUUUUCCCACUCCUCCUUGACUCGGAGGCCUGGAUGCUGGGCCACCGGGCAGAGGUCCAGCGCGCAGCCGGGCGGGGGCGGGGGCAGGGGGCACUGUGACAGGAAGCUUCGCGCACAAGUUGGCCAUUUCAGGGGCAAAAUAAGUUCUCCCUUGGAUUUAGAAAGGACAAAGGCAGCAAGCUCCCUCUUUUGUGUCGGAUGAAGAGGACCAACCAUGAGCCAGAGCUUGGGUGCAGGCUCACCGCUGCCGCUACCACCGCGGUCAGCUUCAGUUCCUGCCAGGAGUUGACCGUGCGAGGAAUUCAGUGACGGGCUCUUUUAGCCCUAUCCUCCCUUAUCUGAAGGACAGACCAAAGAUCCUACUUGGAAAUGAGAGAAGACUAGCGGGAAACAUUGAACCCACCCAGUGAUAUCUCCAAGAGAUACAGAACCAGGAUUCAUGAAGAUGUUGACAAGACUACAAGUUCUUAUGUUAGUUUUGUUUUCAAAGGGAUUUUUAGUCUCUUUAGGAGAUCACAACUUUAUGAGGAGGGAAAUUAAAAUAGAAGGAGACCUUGUUUUAGGGGGCUUAUUUCCUAUUAAUGAAAAAGGCACUGGAACUGAAGAGUGUGGACGAAUCAAUGAAGACAGAGGUAUCCAGCGCCUGGAGGCCAUGUUGUUUGCCAUUGACGAAAUCAACAAAGACAAUUACUUGCUCCCAGGAGUGAAACUGGGGGUUCACAUUUUGGAUACAUGUUCAAGAGAUACCUAUGCAUUAGAGCAAUCACUGGAAUUUGUCAGGGCAUCUUUAACUAAAGUGGAUGAAGCUGAAUAUAUGUGUCCUGAUGGAUCAUAUGCUAUUCAAGAAAACAUCCCACUACUCAUUGCAGGAGUCAUUGGUGGUUCAUACAGCAGUGUUUCGAUACAGGUGGCAAACCUGCUGAGGCUCUUCCAGAUCCCUCAGAUAAGCUACGCCUCCACCAGCGCCAAACUCAGCGACAAAUCGCGCUAUGAUUACUUUGCCAGGACCGUGCCCCCUGACUUCUACCAGGCCAAAGCCAUGGCCGAGAUCUUGCGCUACUUUAACUGGACCUAUGUGUCCACUGUUGCCUCUGAAGGUGACUAUGGGGAGACAGGGAUUGAGGCCUUCGAGCAGGAAGCACGGCUGCGCAACAUCUGCAUCGCCACUGCUGAAAAGGUGGGACGCUCCAACAUCCGCAAGUCCUACGACAGCGUGAUCCGUGAGCUCCUGCAGAAACCUAACGCACGAGUCGUGGUCCUGUUCAUGCGCAGUGAUGACUCACGAGAGCUGAUCGCUGCAGCCAACCGCGUGAAUGCCUCCUUCACCUGGGUGGCCAGCGACGGCUGGGGUGCACAGGAGAGCAUCGUCAAGGGCAGUGAGCAUGUCGCCUAUGGCGCCAUCACCCUGGAGCUGGCAUCCCACCCUGUUCGUCAGUUUGAUCGCUACUUCCAGAGCCUCAACCCCUACAACAAUCAUCGUAACCCCUGGUUCCGAGACUUCUGGGAGCAGAAGUUCCAGUGCAGCCUCCAGAACAAGAGAAACCACAGACAGGUUUGUGACAAGCACCUGGCCAUUGACAGCAGCAACUAUGAGCAAGAAUCCAAGAUCAUGUUUGUGGUGAAUGCAGUGUAUGCCAUGGCGCAUGCGCUGCACAAAAUGCAGCGCACCCUCUGUCCCAACACCACCAAGCUCUGUGAUGCGAUGAAGAUCCUGGAUGGAAAGAAAUUGUACAAGGAUUAUUUGCUGAAAAUCAACUUCACAGCUCCAUUCAACCCAAAUAAAGGAGCAGACAGCAUUGUGAAGUUUGACACUUAUGGAGACGGGAUGGGAAGAUACAACGUGUUCAACUUCCAGCAUAUAGGUGGAAAGUAUUCCUACUUAAAGGUUGGCCACUGGGCAGAAACCUUAUAUCUAGAUGUGGACUCUAUCCAUUGGUCCCGGAACUCAGUCCCCACUUCCCAGUGCAGUGAUCCCUGUGCCCCCAAUGAAAUGAAAAACAUGCAGCCAGGGGAUGUUUGCUGCUGGAUCUGCAUCCCUUGUGAGCCCUAUGAAUACCUGGUUGAUGAGUUCACCUGCAUGGAUUGUGGCCCUGGCCAGUGGCCCACUGCAGACCUAUCUGGAUGCUACAACCUUCCAGAGGAUUACAUCAAGUGGGAAGAUGCCUGGGCAAUAGGCCCAGUCACUAUUGCCUGCCUGGGUUUUAUGUGUACAUGCAUAGUCAUAACUGUUUUUAUCAAGCACAACAACACACCCUUGGUUAAAGCAUCAGGCCGAGAACUCUGCUAUAUCUUGUUAUUUGGAGUUAGCCUGUCCUAUUGCAUGACAUUCUUCUUCAUUGCUAAGCCAUCGCCUGUCAUCUGUGCAUUGCGCCGACUUGGGCUUGGGACCUCCUUUGCCAUCUGUUAUUCAGCUCUACUGACCAAGACAAACUGCAUCGCUCGAAUAUUUGAUGGAGUCAAGAAUGGCGCUCAGAGGCCAAAAUUCAUCAGCCCCAGUUCUCAGGUUUUUAUCUGCCUGGGUUUGAUACUGGUGCAAAUUGUGAUGGUGUCUGUGUGGCUUAUCUUGGAGACUCCAGGUACUAGAAGAUACACCCUUCCAGAGAAGCGGGAAACAGUCAUCCUAAAAUGCAAUGUCAAAGAUUCCAGCAUGUUGAUCUCUCUGACCUAUGACGUGGUCCUGGUGAUUCUAUGUACUGUGUACGCCUUCAAAACAAGGAAGUGUCCUGAAAACUUCAAUGAAGCCAAGUUCAUAGGCUUCACCAUGUACACCACCUGCAUCAUCUGGCUGGCAUUCCUCCCUAUAUUUUAUGUGACAUCAAGUGACUACAGAGUGCAGACGACAACAAUGUGCAUCUCCGUUAGCUUGAGUGGUUUCGUGGUCUUGGGCUGUUUGUUUGCCCCCAAGGUGCACAUUGUCCUGUUCCAACCCCAGAAGAAUGUGGUCACACACAGACUUCACCUCAACAGGUUCAGCGUCAGUGGAACUGCGACCACAUAUUCUCAGUCCUCUGCAAGCACAUAUGUCCCGACAGUGUGCAACGGAAGGGAAGUCCUGGACUCUACCACCUCAUCUCUGUGACUGUGACUCGCAGUUCAGUUCUGUUUAUAGGCUGUUAGACGAAGUGCUCAUAUGCUGCUCCAGAACAUGGAAACAGAACAAAAACAACAACCCUAGUACCUUUUUUUUUUUUUUUUUUUUUAGAAACAGUAAAAUAAAUUAUUUUUGAGGACUGUAUGGUAUAUAGUGACGUGCUACAAGUUUCUAGGCUGAUUUUAGAGCCCCUAUUAACAGCCCCUCCCCAGGACAUGGAAAUAACCAUUGUUUACAGAGCUGAGCAUUGGUGACAGGGUCUGACAGGGUCAGUCUACUAAAACAAAAAACAAAACAAAACAAAAAAACAAAAAAAUAAUACAGUGGCAAUAUUAGGUAACCUUUUUCCUAUGAAGUCUUUUGUAGGUUCUUGUUGUAACUAAUUUAGGGUGAGUUUCUACGUUGUAUAUUAAAGUUACAUUAUGUGUAACAGAACGUUUUUUUCUCAGUACAAAAUAAAAUGCAUCUGUAUUAAUGUAAAGAUAACCAGAAUAAAACCUUCAAGGUUUUCAAGCAUGGUGGAUAACAGUUUGUCCUUUUGGAUCACUCAAGGUAAUUUGAAUAUGUAGAUAUCAAGUCCCCUUCUCUUGUUAAUGCUGGAAGUAAUUGUCUUACUGCGCUUUUUCUUCACACUCAUAUUCUGAGUCAGAUUCGAGCCCUGCAGAGUGUUGUGAAUGGAAUUCCACUUUUCUACAGAUCAUAGGGAUGAGACAAGGGGUAACACCAUAAAUAUAAGACCAGCUCUAUAUAUAUAUAUAUAUAUAUAUAUAUAUACAUACAUAUAUAGUCUUUUUAAAGCUAGGUCUGUAUGACAACACAGAACUGCCAACUAAGUCAAAGGCUUCCCUAUAUCCUGAAUAGAGAGAGAGAGAGUUAUGAUCUACCAGAAAAUAUUUGAUGGUUCUGAUGUUCAAAAUAACCAUAAUGACGAAAGGAAACUGAAAAGCAUUUAAUAAUCCCACUGAGAAAUUGCUCUUGUCCUUCAUAGAUGAACGGGGAAGUAGAAAUCCUGGCGAUCUUCCUUCCCACAGCUUUCUCAAGUCCUAGGAAUGAUGUGCUAGCACACAGAAUUGUCAUUAACUUUAAAUAUUUUAUUAACCCCAAAUAAGGCAUGAAUAGUAUGGGUAAGAAUCUUACUAAAUACUUCCCUGCUUCUAUCAAACUUUUAGUCACACAUAAUUUAUCAAUGUCGGAUUAAAUAUUGAGAAUACAUCUACCUGUAAAACCUAUGUCACAUACAGGGCAGAGAGUACAUUUUUUUUCCUGUGUUGAUGGGGAAAAAAUGUUAUAAUGCAUGUGGCUUAAAACAACAAAAAGUUAUUCUGUCACAGUGAAGGAGUCAGAAGGACCAGGCUGCCUUAUUGAUUCAAAGAAAUCACACAUCCCAUCCCUUUCCUUGCACCUGGUAGUUAAGAGUUCCUUGGCCUCUGGCCACAUCAUUUCAAACUCCGUUCAGUCAUUAUGUCAUAUUUACCACUGUGUCUGUCUUGUCUUUUGUCUCCUAAAAUGUCAUGUAUCAUUAGGUGCAGAGUGACCUAGGAUACUUAUCACCUCCAUAUUCUUAAUAGGCCAUUUGUUUAAAGUUUGUUGUUGUUGUAACCGUUUUCUUUUGUUUUGGUGUUUGUUUUGUUUUUAUUUUAAAAUAAAAUAGUGUUCUCAGGGUUCAGGGACUAAGAUGUGGACAUAUUUUUGAGAGGCCACUAUGAAGCCUACAAAAGAAAGACAAAUGAGAUAAAGUCCAUCUAGUUCCUGCAUUUGAAAAGCACAAACUAGAGAUGCGGAUAUAAAUCAAUUGAUGUUUGCUUUGCAUGCACAAGAAAAUAUUUGAAAAGCAAUCAAGAACAACAGAGAAAGGAGUGAAGUAUAUGGAAUUAAAUACAUGAGAGAUAGUACUUGAAGUAAGGAAGCCAUAGUAAUAAUAUUUUUAGUAAUCUAAAAAGAAUGAGCAGGGGCAUAAAGGCCAAGGAAAUUGGCCUGGAAGGAAAUAGGAAGCUAGACUUGCUCUUCUUAUGCAUGCAUUUGAAUGAGCCACCUAAAGAAUCUAGCUCUAGCCAACCAGAAAACAGUGGUGCUGAGCGCUCCUUGAAUUCUCACACUCAAGUAAGUACCUGAAAUUCAGGGAGUGAGCUAGGGUAGGUUGAGUAACAGAUUCAAAGACACUAAAUAGCACAGUGAAUUCCACUCCAACUGCAGUUGGUAAGAGUGCCCGAUGAGCAGACGCAGAAUGAGCAUCUGCUCGGGACAGCGGCUCAGCAAGCUGAUGAGAGAGAAAAUAAACUCAGUCCCGUGACGGAAUGUGACAGUCUGAGGAUGGCAAUAUCAGAUGGGCUGUUCAGAGGUACAGCUGAUGCCUCUCACAGUCAAGCUGAUCGUGGAUCUUAAAGCAUGACAAUCAGGUUGUGUCUAAAUCAUGAGACAACUGUAGUUUGGAAGGCUGGGGCUCUUAUCCUCUCUGUAUUUUAUGCCCUGUCAGUACACUAAAAAUAUAGUAACAGGCAGCUCUUGUCAUUUUCUCCCUCCUUGCUACAAGUCUUGUUUUUAAUUAGAAAUUUCACCACCUACCAUAUGAUCCCUAGAAAUAAUUUUUAUGAACAUUCAACAUAUGUAUGGAAAACAGGCAUUAUAAAAUCAUUUUUAUGUGAGCCAUUAAAAAAAAUUAGUUUUGGAAGCCUUUUCCCCCACAUUAGUAACAACAUUUUACCCUUCCAGAAUGGAAAGCCGAUUGAUCGAUCUCAGCAAAACUUCCCUAAAUUUAAGAAUUCUCAAGCUAAAUAAUAGAUCCUAUUCAUUAAAGAAACUUUUAGAAGCGAGCUAGCUGUUUGCCUUGGGUUUCUGAACAGUUCCUAUACUCUGCAUCUUCUCUAGCCUAAAUAUUAAUAGAAUUUCCUACACACCCAAGUUUAGAAUGGUGAAGGAAAGAUGUUCCUAUUUUUAAACUGCAAGGCAAGCCGGCUUCUGGACAACACAGAGGACAGAUGUAAAGAAUGACUGAGAAAGGUAAUCUCUGCCUCUGCCCUGACAGGCUUCGGGUGCACAUGUUUUCUCAGCUAGUACCUGCAUCAUCCGCUGCCCCAUUGUGAACAUUUGGAAUCCAGUAGCCUUUCUGUGUGGGAAAAUGUAAAAAAAAAAAAAAAAAAAA